Molecule: messenger RNA, 1712 nt
Organism: Balaenoptera ricei (Rice's whale)
Lineage: Eukaryota; Metazoa; Chordata; Mammalia; Artiodactyla; Balaenopteridae
Gene: BARHL1
Product: BarH like homeobox 1
Exons: 3
Coding region: 1-978 (325 amino acids)
Biological process (GO): regulation of transcription by RNA polymerase II
Cellular component (GO): nucleus
Molecular function (GO): DNA-binding transcription factor activity, RNA polymerase II-specific; RNA polymerase II transcription regulatory region sequence-specific DNA binding
Source: RefSeq, a predicted model, not a curated record
AUGGAAGGCUCCAAUGGCUUUGGGAUCGACUCCAUUCUCUCCCACCGAGCGGGCAGCCCCGCCCUUCCCAAGGGGGACCCCUUGCUCGGGGACUGCCGCUCGCCCCUGGAGCUGAGUCCGCGCUCGGAGAGCGACUGCUCUUCACCAGCCUCGCCAGGAAGGGACUGUCUGGAGACGGGCGCCCCGCGGCCUGGCGGGGCUUCGGGCCCAGGUUUGGACUCCCACCUGCAGCCUGGGCAGCUCUCAGCCCCAGCCCAGUCUCGCACCGUGAGCUCCUCCUUUCUGAUCAGGGACAUCCUUGCUGACUGCAAACCACUCGCGGCCUGUGCACCCUACUCUAGCAGCGGGCAGCCAGCCGCUCCUGAGCCUGGGGGCCGUCUUGCGGCCAAGGCCGGGGAGGACUUUAGAGAAAAGUUGGACAAAAGUAGCAGCAAUGCCUCAUCGGACUCUGAGUAUAAAGUGAAGGAGGAGGGCGACCGGGAGAUCUCCAGCUCGAGGGACAGUCCCCCGGUGCGCCUGAAAAAGCCACGCAAGGCACGCACGGCCUUCACCGACCAUCAGCUGGCGCAGCUGGAGCGCAGCUUUGAGCGGCAGAAGUACCUGAGCGUGCAGGACCGCAUGGAGCUCGCAGCCUCGCUCAACCUCACCGACACGCAGGUCAAGACCUGGUACCAGAACCGCAGGACUAAAUGGAAGCGACAGACGGCCGUCGGGUUGGAGCUGCUGGCGGAGGCAGGCAAUUACUCAGCGCUCCAGCGGAUGUUCCCGUCGCCUUAUUUCUACCCGCAGAGUCUAGUUUCCAACCUGGAUCCCGGCGCCGCGCUGUAUCUGUACCGCGGGCCCAGCGCGCCGCCGCCCGCCCUGCAGAGACCUCUGGUGCCCCGCAUCCUCAUCCACGGACUCCAGGGCGCCAGCGAGCCGCCCCCGCCGCUGCCCCCGCUGGCCGGCGUCCUCCCGAGGGCCGCGCAGCCUCGGUGAAGCGCCCGCCCGCCGGCCCGCGGCGCACCCGGCCCCCGCUCCGGGGCUCCGCGCUGGCCCCUUCCGCCUGCCUCUGGGAGGGCUCGGGGCUUCAACGCCCCUUCCCAGGGGCCCCCGGUCCGGCCCUCCCUGGCGUCCAGCCCAGUGUCCCCAGAAGGGCCAAAUGCCAAGUCUUCUGAGUCCCGGACCCCCGGACUGAGUCUCCCUAACCAUCCUCGGCGUCCUCACUCCCGGCCACUCCAUCAGGGAGCCACUUCCACCGCCGGGGGUACACACAUCCCCACGCCCCGCCCCCGUCACUCCCCACCCGCGCCCCCUUGCCCCUCCCCGGUGCAGGUGGGCGACCCCCAUGCUGCCCUUUCCCACUCCCCCUCCACGCUCCAGCGGUGCACCAAGCCCUCUCCCCGCAGCCCUGACACGCGGAGGGAAGGGGAGUGUGGAGCCUCGCCCCGCCCCUCCCCCCAGCUCCAGGGCCGACGGCAGAGCUGUACAUACCGUGUGCAAAGUGUAUAUGAAGUUAUUUAUUCGUGACCCAUGAGCCCGUGACUGUGUCCGUGAAUCAGUGAGUUUGUGGCCUGUGCCCACCCUCCUCCCAGGCGGGGCAGGAAGGGGUCAGGGGACUUGCCCACCUACCCCGACCCCCAGUCCCCAUCUCCAGCCUCCGUCCGGGGGGCAGCCAGGCCCCUCGGGUUCCCUCUCUUUUUUAAAUGUCGAAAUAAACUUCUUACAAAUGA